CGCAGAUACCAGUCGUGCGAAAGUGCAUUUUCGAAAAGCCACCAUGCCCAAGUCCCGCCGUGUCCGAACGAAGCCGCUUACGCAGACGAGCAAGAAGGGCGCGGACCUCAAGAAGGGCGUCGUCGACUCGAUCCGGUCGGCUGUCGAUGACUACAGCGCCAUCUACGUCUUCUCGUUCGAGAACAUGCGCACGAACCACUUCAAGGUCGUGCGCGCUGACUUUGCCGACAGCCGCUUCUUCCUUGGCAAGAACAAGGUCAUGAAGGUCGCGCUCGGCCGAUCGCCGGAAGAGGAGUACGCCGAGAACCUCUUCAAGCUCUCGAACGACAUCUCGGGCAGCGUCGGUCUCCUCAUGACCAACAAGGGCGACGAUGAAGUCCGCGAGUACUUUGCCAAGCUCAGCGUCGAGGACUACGCCAAGUCGGGCUUUGUCGCGACCGAGACGGUCACGAUCCCUGCGGGCCCGCUCCCGCAGUUUGUCGGCUCGAUGGUCGAGUCGCUUCGCGCGCUCGGCCUCCCGGUCGACCUCAAGCGCAGUGUCAUCACGCUCAACAACGCGCACACGAUCUGCAAAGAAGGCCAGACGCUCACGCCCGAGCAGGCCAAGCUCCUCGUCCAUUUUGACAAGAAGAUGGCCACCUUCAACGUGCAGAUGCUCUCGCGGUGGUCCAAGGACGGCCAGUACACGCGCAUCUCUGAGCGCAAGACCAAGGCGUCGGCCAACGACGACGACGAAGACGCCAACAUGUCGGACUAAUCUCUCUACUGUAACUUUUUAUAGACAAAUCUACAUCUGAACUAUCU
Saprolegnia parasitica CBS 223.65 is the source of this 804-nucleotide messenger RNA. RefSeq lists its product as hypothetical. The record is from RefSeq and is a predicted model, not a curated record. Bases 44 to 757 code for a protein of 237 amino acids. NCBI's taxonomy places the organism in Eukaryota, Oomycota, Saprolegniomycetes, Saprolegniales, Saprolegniaceae. Gene Ontology annotation, biological process: ribosomal large subunit biogenesis; rRNA processing; nuclear-transcribed mRNA catabolic process. The transcript has a single exon. Gene Ontology annotation, cellular component: nucleolus; preribosome, large subunit precursor. Gene Ontology annotation, molecular function: RNA binding.